UUUAAAGUGCAUUGAAAAAAGUUUUAGUUUCAAAGAUUUCCUUUAGAACAGGUAUAGUUAAUUAGUUGCACCGUCGGUUCGAAUUAAGCUACUUGCUUAAGCGAUUGUAGUGGAAAAUCUACUGCAAAAAGUGUUCUCAUUCCGCAAACAUCUGGUAGUGUUUUGAAAAGGGCUAGUGCUAGUGGAAUAGUAGUUUGGCAGAACCUUUCUUAUCAGCUUGCAGGAUCGAUAGACAUCAACUAUGGAGCAUAUAACCACACCAAAGAUCGAAAACGUUCGGAUGAUAGACAGGUACAACAGCAAGAAUCCGACUGUAGGCGUACUCUACCUGACCGCCACCCAUCUGAUUUUCGUCGAUCCGGAUGCCAACAAGGAAACCUGGGUCCUGUACAUGCAUAUUGCAAGCGUUGAGAAACUCCCUCUCAGCACUACCGGUUCACCGUUGUUAAUACGGUGCAAAACAUUCCUCUCUAUCACGUUCGUUAUCCCGAAAGAACGUGAGUGCCAUGAUGUGUACACAACGCUGAUGAAACUUUACCAACCGGUGAACAUCAAGAAUCUCUACUGCUUCCAAUACACGAGCAACGCAAAGGAGCUACCAAAAUCGACCGGUUGGGAUUAUUUCAAGCUGGAGAACGAGUUCAAGCGGAUGCGUGUUCCGAAUGACCAGUGGAACCUGUGCACGCUGAACCAGAACUAUGAACUGUGCGACACCUACCCGCAGCAGUUGUACGUGCCGGUGGAAACCAGUACGGCCAUGCUGCUGGGAAGCUCUCGCUUCCGGUCGAAGGGACGCCUUCCGGCGUUGACCUAUUUGCACUCGAACAAGGCAUCGAUCUGUCGUUGCAGUCAGCCCCUAUCUGGCUUCAGCGCUCGCUGCCUCGAGGACGAGCAAAUGCUCGAAGCGGUACGGAAAACCAACCCGAACUGCGGUUUUAUGUAUGUCGUCGACACCAGACCAAGGAUUAACGCGAUGGCAAACCGGGCGGCUGGAAAAGGCUACGAGAAUGAGGCCAACUAUGAGAAUAUAAAAUUCCAGUUUCUCGGCAUCGAAAACAUCCACACGAUGCGAACCAGUCUGCAGAAAGUAAUUGAAUGUUGCGAGCAGAAAUCUCCCACAAUGAACAGCUUUCUCAACGCGCUGGAAUCGUCCGGAUGGCUCAAGCACAUCCGAUCGAUAUUGGAUACUUCGAGCUUCAUUGCUAAUGCCGUUGAUAAAGGGAUUUCCGUCGUCGUACACUGUUCCGAUGGUUGGGAUAGAACGGCACAAGUGUGCUCUCUUGCUGCUCUCAUGCUGGAUCCGUAUUACCGUACCAUCAAAGGAUUUCAGGCACUGAUUGAAAAAGACUGGCUAGCGUUCGGGCACAAAUUCAGUGACCGUUGCGGUCACAUUCAGAACGACCCGAAAGAGGUAUCGCCGGUGUUUACGCAGCUGCUGGACUGCACCUGGCAGCUGAUGCAGCAACGGAACGACGCUUUCGAGUUCAAUGAACGGUUUCUGUUGAUUCUCCAUGACCACGUUAUGUCCUGUCAGUACGGUACGUUCAUAGGAAAUUGUGAAAAGGAUCGACUGGAUCUGAGACUAUCGGAGAAAACCUUUUCUUUGUGGGGUUACAUGUCGAACCAUUUGAACGAGUACAUCAAUCCACUGUAUAGGCCGGAAAUGGACGAAACAAUACGACCAAAUUUGGCUCCGCAGUGUAUCAGGUUUUGGCGUGGAAUGUACAGCCGGUUUGAGAGUGGAAUACAUCCGCGAGAACCGCUGGAUGAUUUGCUGGUAGCGAGCAAGGACCAUUCAACAUCACUAGAUGAUCAUGUGCAGCUUUUAACAAAGCGCAUCAACAGCUUCAAAAAUAUGAUUUCCAAAUCGGCAAAGCGACUGCAGGGAACAAAGUACGUUGAUAAUCGUAACAUCGAGGUCAAUGACAACCGAUACAACUACGAUAAGAGGCUAAGUGAGCUGUCCUGCGCUGACGAUGACCAUCCUCUCAAAAGUUGCAACGUUUCCAACUCAAACCAUAAUAACACCGAAGCAAACGACAACACACUAGCAGCCGCGCAGCAACUUUCGGAAGAACUAACCUCGGUGGCAGUCGAAUGGAAACCGCUCAGAAGCGUUUCCAACUGUCCCUCGUGCUCGAUACCGUUCGAUCAGAUCAGUAAAAAGCAGAACCACUGCUGGAAGUGUGGUAACGUUUUCUGCAGUCGCUGCAUCGACAAAACCGUAGCCCUGGCCGGGCACAACAGCGGCAGCCUCGUGCCGGUCUGUCGGAAUUGCUACCGAGAAGUGCAACAAGUCAGCCCCUAGGUUGAUGGUUUACUUUCCGCUUCGUUCUUCGUUAUGGGUUUCGUUGAUUUUCUGUUCUCCAGUACCUUAUUGUUGUCCUUUGUUGCGUGUACGAUCUGCUGCAGCAGAUCCUACAGACGUGUCCCUUUGGUUUCCCACCGUAGCUUUUUUUUUUGUUUUAAAUUAAGCUUUGUUGCAAAAUAAAAAGAACCAUCCCCAUUUGUAAGAUAAGUAGAAGUAGUAUGUACUAUGCAAAAACAAGGCAUAGUGAUGUAAGUGCAAAAGAGUAUAAAACGAAAGGCUGUUCUAUUAAUAGCUAAUUAUUGUACUACUAUUUUAUGAUUGUGAUAUAUUUUCAUAGAUAAAUCUGUUAUGUCCAAGCCGGUUCUGGCAAAAGAGAAAAAGAGAAGAAAAAAAACCUAAAUUGUAGUUCAAUAUUUGUCACUUGACACUAAACACAAUGCUUUUAGUGGCAUAGUUUGCUCAAAAUCUGCUGCAUUUGCUUUUGAACGUGAUCUAAUGGAAACUAUGUGUUAUAUAUCAUAACUACUUAUUAUAACCAACACAUCACGCUGAUGAAUUUCAUACCUGCUGUAAGACUUAGUUUGAUUCAGCAAAGCAAGUCGGGCUUUACCUAUUUAUACGUUUUGCUAAGUAUUUUCUUUCGCUGCAUUUUACAUCACACCGCAAAACUACUGAGACAAUUCAUGCACAACCAACUUAAAUGUAGGUAGUAUUUUGAGCAACGAAUAAGAUAUGUAUAUUUCUAUUUAUGAAUAGAAUUUGUUGAUGGAGGUCAUAUAAAUUCGAAUUAAGAAAUCCAAU
Sabethes cyaneus is the source of this 3112-nucleotide messenger RNA. It is a transcript of the gene Mtmr6, whose product is annotated as myotubularin-related protein 8. Lineage: Eukaryota; Metazoa; Arthropoda; Insecta; Diptera; Culicidae. The transcript has 10 exons. Gene Ontology annotation, biological process: dephosphorylation. The coding region runs from base 242 to 2308 and encodes 688 amino acids. Gene Ontology annotation, molecular function: metal ion binding; phosphatase activity. The record is from RefSeq and is a predicted model, not a curated record.